Messenger RNA from Schistosoma spindalis, 3578 nucleotides. NCBI's taxonomy places the organism in Eukaryota, Metazoa, Platyhelminthes, Trematoda, Strigeidida, Schistosomatidae. The record is from the annotation of a GenBank genome assembly.
AUGUAUGUGUAUGUACAUGGUAAAGAACUAAGGUUAACAAUAUCAGAUUACAUUGAUCUAACUACUACUACUACCACUACUACUACUACUACUACUACUACUACUACUACUACUACCACUACCACUACUACUACUACUACUACUACUACUACCACUACUACUACUACUACCACUACUACUACUACCACAACUACUACUACUAUCACUAGUACUACUACCACUACUACUACUAUCACUACUACUACUACCACUACUACUACUACUACUACUACUACUACCACUACUACUACUACUACCACUACUACUACUACCACUACUACUACUACUACCAGUAAAAUAAGUAGUAAUGAUUCCGACUUGACAUCAUCAUUAACAAAUGUCACAACAACAACAACAACAACUUAUAAUAAUAAUACUACUAAUAAUACUACUACUCAUAAUCAUAGAAAAGAAGAUCGUGUUAAACGUCCAAUGAAUGCAUUUAUGGUAUGGUCACGUGGUCAACGUAGACGUAUGGCACAAGAAAAUCCUAAAAUGCAUAAUUCAGAAAUAAGUAAACGUCUUGGUUCAAUGUGGAAAAAUUUAUGUGAAACAGAUAAAAAACCAUUUAUUGAUGAAGCAAAACGUUUAAGAGCAAAUCAUAUGGCACAAUAUCCUGAUUAUAAAUAUAGACCAAGACGUAAACAUAAACCAUUAGAAAGACAAAAAAAGACUACAUCCACAUUACCUGGUACAGUAAUAGGUGGUUACUUGAAUAAUACAACAUCAGGAUUACGUAAUCAUAGUAUCCAUGGUAUUGGAAAUGUACCCUUAACUCAUUCAAAUCGUAAUAUUCCUAAUAUAUUUGAUCCAUUAAUUACAUCAUCAUCAUCAUCAUCCUCAUCAUCAUCAUCAUUACAAUGUCAUAAUCAAUUUAAUCAACAUAUUCAUAAACAUGAACAUCAUCAUCAUCAUUUACAUGGAUUAUUUAAUUCAUCUAAUCCACGUUUUAAUUCAUCACAUUCAUAUUCAUCAACAAUAAAUCCAUUGACAAAUUAUUUACCGCAUCAAAUUACUGGUUUAGUAAAUACUACUACUAAUACUACUAAUAAUAAUAACCCUUCAUUAAUUGAAUCCCAACAACGACCAAUUGAUUAUCAAUCACAUAAUCUUUCAACAAACUAUUUACAAUCUAAUAUGAUGAUGAUGCCAUAUUAUACAAAUGAAUUUCAUCAAAAUGAUAAAGAUAUUAGUUUAAGACAAACAUUAUUUGGAUCUGAUACAAAUGCUUCAUUGUCAUCAUUAUCAUCAUCAUCAACGACGACGACGACGACGACGAUGACGACAUCAUCGACAACGGCAACAACGCAAUAUGACCAGCAUACAUCAUUUCAUUCACAAUCAUUAUAUGCUAAUCGACAGAUUUCUGGACAAUAUAGAGAUACUACUACUGUCCAUAAUAAUAAUAAUAGUAGUAAUAGUAAUAGUGAUAAUUAUUCUAGAUCAUUAUUAAGACAAGAACCAAUUUAUGGAUCCGAACAAAAUUUAUCAAUGAAUCAAUAUAAUAGAAAUGAUGAUAAAUCUUUAGAGUUUUUACGUAAUACAUCAUCUAUUCCAAUGAAUAACAAUAGUGUCAGUCAACAGUUAUUACCAACUGAUAUGUCUAGUCCAUUUUCAGCAGUAGCUGCAGCAGCUUUAGCCGCUGCAGCUGUAAAUGAUACAAAUAUUGAACAUAAUACAGAUAUGAAUCAUUCAAAUUCUAUGACAAUUAUGCAACGUUUAAGUAAUACACCAUGGUCAAUGUUUUAUUCAAAUAAUGGUAAUAUGAUUAAUUCUAUGAGAAUAAAUGAACAAAGAUCAUUUCUUAAUCAAUCAACAAUUAGAUCAAAUCAAACAGGGGGAUCAAGUUUAGAUUCACCACCACCAUUUUCAAUUGGACGAAGUGGAUCUAGCACACCAAUUAUGAAUAAUAUCAAUAAUACUACUACUACUAAUAGUAAUAAUAAUAAUAAUAACGGUAGUAAUUUCCCCCGUGUUACAUCAUCAACAUCAUCGUCAUCAUCAGUUACAAGUGGUAAUCCUCAUAGUGCAGCAGCUGCUAUGAUGGCAGCUGUAGCAGCGGCAAAUUAUGCAGCAUCUCAAUUAGCAUAUUAUGGUAAUAGUGGAAAUACAACAUCAGGCAUGGAUCAACAUCAUCAUCAUCAUCUUCAACAUCCUCAUUCACAACAACAACAACAACAACAACAACAACAACAACAACAACAACAACAAUCGCAACAUCAUCACCAACAUUCACAGCAGUUGUUGCCUCAACACUUAAAUAGUACACAACAUACAGAUUGGUUAAAUAAAAACAUUAAUAAUAGUAAUAAUUAUAAUAAUAAUAACUCACAAAAUACUACACAACGAUCUGUUUCAUCUGCAUGGUCAACACUUUAUCGAAAUGAAUGUGAUCCAGUGGAUGUUGGAAGAAAUGAUAUGAAUACAUCUUAUACAUCUGGUCUACAAUUUGAUGCCCAUAAUCGAAGUAAUAACAAUAAUAUAACAUCACAAUUUCAUGUCAGUCGUAAUACAUCAUCAUCUACAUCAUGGUUGGAACGUCUUGAUGCUCAACAACAUCAUCAUAACCAACAACAACAUUAUUUUACUAAUCAUAGAAUAUUACCUAAUAUUACUGAAUUAGGUAAUAUAACUAAUUAUACUGGUAAUCGAGAUCUUUUAAAUGAAUCAUCUUCCAAUGUACAAAAGAAUUAACCAUCACCACCACCAACAACAAAAAGUACAUUCCCAUUGUUCAUUUACUUUUCUUAUUUCAUAUAAUCAAGAAUUCCUUAUUUGUUGUUACACGAAAAAAAUUGGGUGUAAAGGAUUUCAUUGAUUGUAGACAUUUUGAUUAUUGUACAGCUGAGUAAAAAAAUUUUUUUAAUAUAGAUAUUUAUACCCCCUCCCCUAUAUGAAAUCAAUAAACACUCACAACAACACAGAGAGAGAGAGAGGGAGGGAAGAAGAGAGAGGGGGAUAUAGCAUCAUACCAACAUGCCAAAGAUGCAUAAAUACAUAUAUUGAUUCUCUUUUUCUUUUUUUUCUUCUUAUAAAUGAAAAAAGAUAUUACUUUGCAUAGAAACAAAAGAAUUCAAUAGAAUUACAAAUGAGAAUGUAAAAUCAAAAGUAUAAAUUCUCUAUUGGAAAGCAUUUUUCUAUAAAAAAAGAAGAGAAAAAGAAAAUAUGGGGAAAAAAAGAGAAAAAUAAACAAACGAGAAGAAUUCAAUUGUAAUUAUUUAUUUAUUUGUUUGUUUGUUCAAUGAUCACUUCUUUCUUUCUUUUUUUUCAAUUUUCGUUCCUCUUUAUACUUCUCUAUAUAAUCAUGUUGAAUCUUGUCUAUUCUACAUAUAUAUAUAUAUAUAUAAUGGAUACAGUAUUCUUGUAUCAUUCCUAUUUGGUAAAGUAACAUUGACCAUCAGUCGAAUAGAUAAUAAACAAUGUUAUGAUUAGUUGUUAUGUAAUGAACAUUAUCUUAUAAUAAUGUGACAUAAUCAUUAAAAGAUAUUCCCUUCAACUUAGCAUUACUAAAUAGAAAUAGAUCUAUCUAUCUAUCUAUC